AACUCUUGAGAAUCCAAUUCCCCUUCUCUUGCCCAUACAGUUCCCAAAAGAAGGAGAAGAAGAAGACUCACACCAUUUUCUUCAUCAUCUGGAAGGAGAGAAGAACUGCAAAGCUCUUCAAAAAUUGGAUAACACCCCCCAAUUCUGUUCUAUCAGAACUUGUAGUAGUUUCCAGAAAGUGGAGUGAAGAUGAACGAUCUCAUGACGAAAUCGUUCUUAAGUUAUGUGGAAUUGAAGAAACAAGCCCAGGUGGAUCUUGAAACAGAGAGGGAUUUGGAGAUGGGCCAACUCAGCCGCACAGAUGAAGACAAUCUUUCCAACUUCUUCCAUGAAAUCGAGACAGUGAAAGUUGACAUUCAAGAGAUUACUAAUCUCUUGAUUGAUCUUCAAAAUCUGAAUGAAGAGACUAAGACCACUCACGGCCCCAAAGUUCUUCGUGGCCUUAGAGAUAGAAUGGAUUCAGACAUGGUUUCUGUCCUCCGCAAAGCCAAGAUUGUCAAGGCAAAACUUGAAUCACUCGACAAAUCAAAUGUGGCUAAUCGCAAAUUAUCAAUGGCAUAUGCAGAAGGCACUGUGGUUGAUCGAACGAGAGUUAAUAUGACCAAUGGAUUGAGGGUCAAGCUUAGGGACAUUAUGAAUGAGUUUCAGGCUUUAAGAGAGAAAAUCAUAUCAGAUUACAAAGACUGCCUUAGAAGGAGAUAUUAUAACGAGACGGGUCAGGAGCCAACAGAGGAAGUGAUUGAGAAGAUGGUGUCAGGAGGAAGUGGGAAAGUUGAAAUAUUUGCAGGAAAGACAGAGAUGAAUGUGGAGGAGAAAGAUAGGCAUGAGGCUGUAAUGGACAUACAGAAGAGCCUGGAGAAACUUCAUCAAGUAUUUCUUGAUAUGGCUGUUUUAGUUGAGACACAAAGUGAACAGAUUGAUGAUAUUGAGCGCAAUAUGGCUACUGCUGGAAGUUUCAUCAGUGGUGGAACUAACAGUCUUUUCUAUGCUAAGCAGCACCAGAAGAAGAGAGUGACUUGGGUAUGUUGGGUUUUGGCUGUGGUGUUUAUCAUUUUGAUGGUUUGUUUCAUUGCUAUGUUGAUCUCUUGAUAAUACCCAAUUUCAUUUUAGUUUCUGCUUUGUGAGGCAACAGUUUUUAGUAUUCGGCUCUGUAAUUACUCUCGUUUGGCCUUUCUGAGCUUGAGCACUUUUACCAUUCUAAGAGAUAGUUGGAAAUGUUUUGAAUGCAACAAGCAUAAUGUAGGA
Molecule: messenger RNA, 1245 nt
Organism: Nicotiana tabacum (common tobacco)
Lineage: Eukaryota; Viridiplantae; Streptophyta; Magnoliopsida; Solanales; Solanaceae
Product: syntaxin-112-like
Biological process (GO): intracellular protein transport; exocytosis; vesicle fusion
Cellular component (GO): endomembrane system; plasma membrane; SNARE complex
Molecular function (GO): SNAP receptor activity; SNARE binding
Source: RefSeq, a predicted model, not a curated record